AUGAGAUUGCUGCAUCGUACAGUUUUGGAAAUAUUUAAUUUCAAAAUGCAGACACCGGCCCCCGAAUUCGCUGAGGAGGAGGAGAUUCGGCUCCUGGAAGAAAUGUUUCGGUGUGCGCCGCAAGUCGUCGUCACCCCCCUGACCCCGAGCAAGACACCGGGAAGGGCCCAGACACCGAGCCUCAGCGCCGAAAACGACGCAUCCGAAUACCGAUCCAAACGGCUUGACAUCCGGAUGACAGACGUGCAGGAUGUACCAACAAAGAUUCAUAUCUUACCAUCAGACGAGCCAUAUGAUCCGGCCAACCUCGGAUUCGUUAGACCUGACCGACGCCCCAGCACGGGGACCGGCGUGACCAAACCACACCCAAAAAGGGUCAGCCAUAUACUCUUCAAACCAAAGAAGAAGUCGCGAGUGUUGAUCAGACCAGCCACCGCAGGCCUGCUACAACUGAUCAAAGGACCGGGCAAUCCGGUAAUCGCCCUGCCCGCAGUAAUCGAUGAGAAAAUGGAAACAGAUGACACCAACCCGGGCCCACACGAAUGCAGUCCCCAGUUGGUUGCAUAUCCGAAAGCGACGGCACCUGUCAUCAGCAAACCAGUUGUUGCCAAAGCAGCAGCCGACGAAUCUACGACGCCGCUCGUUGUCGAACCAACAAAGCCCAUCAUCGACGAACCUGAUAGAUCAACCAUCAUCAGGCAUGGGAAGAAGAUGGGAAAAGCUACCAAACCGGUUACAACUCCGAAAACCCACAAAUCCUACAUCAUCGGACCUGAGAAAAUGAAAACAGAUGACACCAACCCGGGCCCACGAGCAAAUCGCAGUCCCCAGUUGGCAGCACCUACACAGCAUUCCAGUGCAGCAGCGUGGCUCAGCUAUCACAACGCGCCACUGUUAUCUGAGUACCCGGAUCAGUUUGAGGCCCGACCCGGAGACCUGUUUGCACCACCGACGAAAAUUCAAACGCCGUUAGAGCACCUGCUGGCGUCUCUAACUCCUCUGAGCGAGGUGAAAGAUAAACGAGUCAAAAAACGCCGGACGUUCACGGCAUACGACGAGGCGCUGCGUCUAUUCAAAGUGACGCGUACGAAGAACUUCCUGACGCCCCGGAUCAAACCGAUGGGGAAGACGGCCCACGAGCUGUUGAAGACCCUGAAUAAAAGAGGUGUGACAAGCUCAUCUCUUUUCUUUCUAAGGAAAGGGGGGUGUGACAUAGCGAUCGACGAGUGCGAGCGAGACAACGAGUCAUCGACAGCAAGCCCGAGUGCGAGCGAGAUGUCACAAUUUGAAUUGGCUACGAGAUCAUAUACACAAAUAUCCCUAUUUUUAACUUCUUUAUACAAUCGUUUACUUGAUUCAGGCAUUUUUCUAGGUGCGUGGGAGAUAGUCUAUAUAAUACCUUUAAAUAAAGUUACACCACCAAAGUCUCCAUCUGACACGUGUCCGAUCACAAAUUUGGCUUACUUAAAUAAAGUAUUUGGAAGAAUUGUUGCAAAUCAAGUACAAAUAGCAAAAUUAAAAUCACUACAUAUUGACUUCCUUCCAUCUAUUAUUGUAAAUAAUGUCGCAUUACCAUAUGUAAAUCAAACAAAACGUCUUGGCUUAUUACUAAUUAAGGAUCUUUCGUGGAACAUCACUGCUAUUAUUCUUCCACUUAUCGAUUACUGCUCGAUAGUACUGAUUGAUUCUACAGCUGAUAACAAUUUAAAAUUGCAACGUUCAUUAAACAAUACGAUACGAUUAAUCUAUAAUCUAAGACGUGAUGAACAUAUAACCCCUUACAGACGUGAAUUAAGUUGGUUACCUAUAAAAUCUAGACGUCGAUAUUAUUUAGCUACUUAUUUUUGUAAAUUAUUACAAAUAGGAAAGCCUAUAGUUAUCUUAGAGAACUAUUUAUUGAAGAUGAAGCUAGACCCUCUGAAUGACUGGCAAUCAAAAUGA
This is a messenger RNA of Cotesia congregata, 1941 nucleotides long. Lineage: Eukaryota; Metazoa; Arthropoda; Insecta; Hymenoptera; Braconidae. The record is from the annotation of a GenBank genome assembly.